This is a messenger RNA of Pleuronectes platessa (European plaice), 3709 nucleotides long. RefSeq names its product CKLF-like MARVEL transmembrane domain containing 3 (gene cmtm3). Bases 171 to 758 code for a protein of 195 amino acids. The transcript is spliced from 6 exons. Gene Ontology annotation, cellular component: membrane. The record is from RefSeq and is a predicted model, not a curated record. Lineage: Eukaryota; Metazoa; Chordata; Actinopteri; Pleuronectiformes; Pleuronectidae.
CUCUCUCUCUCUCUCUCUCUCUCUCUCUCUCUCUCUCUCUCUCUCUCUCUCUCUCUCUCUCUCUCUCUCUCUCUUUUCUCCUCCUCCUGCUGCUGUUACACUGAGCCCGUUACAUACGCGCAGUUUGAGGAGUGUGAACUUUGGGGAGAGUUGCAUCGCCUUGAGGAACUAUGGGGGACAUCGAGGCUCCCGGCUCUCGGCCGCCGCCGCCCCAGAACGCCCUGCUCUCGGUUCUGCCGAGCAAGGAGUUCUGCUCCUCCAAGAAAGGAAUGCUGCUCCUCGCUGAAGUGGCUCUCUCCUUCAUCUCGUUCGUGUGUUUCGCUGCCUCCGAGGCGGCGGCCUUCGUCACCGUGCCACUGCUGGAGUUCCUUGCCGCUCUCUUCUUGUUGUUUGCCUACUCCACCAAAUUCAACGAGAGGUUUAAGGGCUUCCUCUGGCCUCUGAUGGAUUUCAUGAGAUGUGUGACCGCCUCUGUCAUCUUCUUCAUCGUCUCAAUAAUGGCGGUGUCCAAAUAUGUGGACGGGUCCUCGAAGGCUGCAGGGGUGUUUGGGUUCAUCGCCACCAUCGUGUUCGCUUUAGAUUUUUACCUCAUCUUCAAUGAGCUGGCUACUUUCUUAAAGCAGGGGGGGGAGACCACCGAGGAGCCGUCGAGGCAGCAAGGGGGCAGUGAUUAUGAACCAACCCUUUACACAGCAAAGUUAACUGCACCACUUCAGGGAAAAAAACCAUAUGAGUUUUCAGACUCUGACUCCGACUGAGACCUGGAGGGAUCUUCAGCAGCGGACACUCUUACAACAAGUCAACCUGUGCAGUAGAAAUGUCCGCUGCUGUGCUGACAUCUGUCUCAUGGAGCCUCAAGGUUAUGUUAUUAGUGGGGGUGCAGUAGAAGUCCCAUCUACACACUGACUGUGUCCUGGUUCCUCUCAUCUGGGAUUUUGUGUUCAGUCCUCAUGGGUCAUACGUGUUUAAAGGGGAGGAACAGGAUCCUGUGCAGUUUGAAUGGGUUUCUUCUGCUGAGCAUCAAGUACAUUGUUCUGUUUAGUUCAUAAUUCACUGAUAAUUACAAGUAAUUUGAAAAACAUCAGUUAUUUUCCCCAAAGUAAUAUAUCUGUGUCUCCGUAGAGUUUGCUAAAAUAUGAAAUGUCUUUAUCGACCUGAUUCUUUAGUUAUCAAUAAGCUGUGAACUUGUUUGGUGUCAUUAUACUGAAUUGUUAGAAGCUGUGGUUGCAUCCACGUGUGAGAAAAUUCAGUCUAGAUCGGAAAUUGUGACUGAUAUUGACUUUCGAGUCUGUAGUGUGACCUUGAUUACACACAUGUUUAACACUAAAUUAAUGUCCUUAGUGAAUUAUUGUUUAUGAAUGGCAUCUUAAAUAAGAAAGGAGGCCUACACUCACUUGGCAGUUUAUUAGGUACACCUCACUAAAGCUAGGGAAAGUGUUUCUGUCAUUCUGUCGGCAUUUAUAUCUACAAGGGGUCGGCUAAAUAACGGACACAGCAUAAUCCAAAACAACAUUAAUUACAACAUCCAAAAGAUCUAAUAGUUCAACUAACUCGAAAACAGUUUGACACACUUACAAAUAGAAUCAUGGCCCUGUGGUUAAAUGCUAACCAGUGCAGUUUCAGUCAAACAGGUGCAUGCAUGUGGUCAACCUGAAAACAUAAUGGUUCCACCCAUGCAUCCACCGGCUGUCGCUGGCACGGAGGCACUUUGGAUUUGUUGCAGGUCGGUUGUAUCAGCGUGCAUGAGUUCUAGCUGGGUGUACCUAAUAAAUUGUCUGUAAGAAGGGUGUACUCAGCAUUUACAGAUCACUAUAGGAAAUUGUACAGAAUAUAGACAGUCUAGUUGGUGGCAGGUUGGCUGGUUUCAACCUCUGUCCAAUCGUCUCAGAUCUACAGGACUGAUUUGUUCAGAAUUUCAGAGUAAAUUUUCUAUUCCUUUCAAAUUUGACUUUUGAAUGAACAGAGUUCCUGUUCCCUCUGCGGGUCGCUGCAUUGCAGAUCUAUUCAGUGAACACAAAGUUGGAGAGCCUUUUCAGCUUGUCUGCUGUAUGUGUGUGUAUGUGUGUUAAUAGUGCAUUGGAGCCCCUUAAUGCAGUAUUAUUUUUCUUUAAUGCUAAAUGUCAAAUAUGUGAAUCGUUUUUUUUCCACUUUCUGCUUGUUUGUCUGAUUCUUCAGUUCCUCCACUGCCACAACUGAGAAAUCAGAUGCACUAUAAAUGCCGCAGCGACUGUCUAUGUAAAACACAGAAAUGAAAGAAGUUUGAUUUAAAAUUGCCGUCAGUGACCUCUCCUUUCCAUGUGGGAUUUAAACUGAUGUGGGAAAGUUGAUCUACGAUAGUGAUUAUUCACCAGUGUGCUUAUAUGGGAGAGUUUAGUUUGUUGGGAAAGUAAAAGUGGUUCCAUUUAUAUAAAAAUUCUGCUUUAAUGGUGUCCUGGAAGAAAUAUACAGAAUUUUACAUGAAUGAUUUUAGUCUAAAAUGAAAAAAAUAAACCCAAAUCCACACCAUAUGCAAAAGAACCAGACCACAACUGAUGCUAAACAGUGUGUGAUGUUAUUCACGGUGUUAUCACUGUCCUGUAAAACAAAAAAAUCCUUCACCUUAUCACAACAAAAUGUGUGUGUACACAAUUUAGAUAUAAUCUCACGGUGAAGACACAGUAUCAACACAGGGUCAUUUUCGGCUCCUUGCUGAACAACUGUCGGUGAAAUAUUAAGUUGUUUUUUUUUACACUGUUAUGCUCUUUUGUCUUUUGUGAAAAGAAUGUCUGAAUAAAAACCUGAGCUUUUUUCAACAAGGUCCAAAUCACUUUAUUUAAAGAUCACUAUAAACUGAAGUGAAGUGUUUUUAAUUACAAAGACACAGCUGAGUACGGCUCCGUGCUGUACACGACACACUGUAUUGGAUUUAUUAACACAGUUAAAAGGGAAGAAAAUUAGCAUCUCACUUAUAAUUUCAUUCAAACAUUCAUUCAUUUACACCUGAUGUGUGUAAACUGUUUAUAUCACAACCUGGAAACAAAACGUUUCUUUCUCCAUAAAUACAUAUUCUUCAUGACAUACUGUAGCAAUGGCUGGUACAUUAAGCUUUUAAAAAACAAAUAGUAAAAUGCGCUUGAAUGAUUUUUCUGCUGUUCAAUAGUUUAGGUGAUUAAUUGUUAUAGUGUCACUCAAAAAAAAAUUAUAUAUGAAUCAAGGUUAAAGGUUCAUUGUGUAGACUUUGGUGACAUCUAGUGGUGUCAUUGCAUGUUGCAGCUGAAUACCCCUCAUCUCACCCUCCCCUCCCAAACAUGAAGGAGAACCUGUGGUCGCCUUCAGUUGUCAUAAAAACUCAAAAGAUGUUUAGUUUGUCCAGUUUGGGCUCCUGUAAAAAACAUGGCUGCCUCCAUAGAGAGGAACCACUCCUGAUGUAAAUAUAAAGUAUUUAAAUAUGAAGGGCUCAUUCUAGGGUAAGAAAAACAACAUUUGUUCAAUUUAAAUAAAUCACACAAGUGAAAACAUCACAAGGAUUAUUUAAUAUUCCAUUUUUGCCAAUAGAUCCCUUGCACCUAAAUCUUACACACUGAACCUUUAAGUGACGGAUAUAAAUACACGUGAUUGUCUUUCCGUACAAUUCUUUCAGUCGCUAGAUCAAAAGAUAUCAUAUAAAUUAUUUGAAAACAUGAGAAAAGUCUGAUUAUUCAAACAUAUUGUGUAGUGUGAAAACCUCUGA